UUUCAAUUUUGAUAACAACCAGUAAUCAUCCAACCACCGAGAGACACUGAUGAUUACAUUCAAAUAAAACAGUUUGCAUUGAAAUUAAAAGCCCGUAAACAAUUAAUAAAAAAUUAUAAAUAAUCCUAGAACAAUGAUGGCGGCAACUGGUGGACCCUCAACAACAAUUCAAGAUCUACCAGACGAAUGCUUACGAAAAAUUCUCUUACAAAUUCCGAUAACUCACAGAAUUAAUUUUCGAAAUGUGUGCCAAAAAUGGCGUGAGGUAAUCGACGACAGUUGGAGUGCAGUGAAGAAAAUAGAAUGCCACGGUCGUUGGAGUAAGCCGUAUGAGAUUCAAGAUCUUGAUGGUGUUUUAAAUAUUUCCACGAUAAAGGAAAAAAUUCUGGAAGGUGUGACAAGCCGUUGUGGCGAUUGUCUAAUAACUCUCACCGAGACCCAUCACGACGAUGAUCUCACAAUCUUAUCAUUUGCCGCCAAAUACUGCACAAACAUCAGAGAAGCAACUCUUCUAAUUUCAUCAGAAGCUGAUGACGAGCACGUGAAUGAAUUAUUAGCUGCCAACCAGCGGCUUCGAGUAUUGAAACUGCACAUUAAAUUCAAACGAACCAGAAUUUGUCUACGAUCAAUCGGUACAAAAUCCUUGGAGGCAUUGAGCAUUCAAUCCUGCGGACGGAGAACAUUAUCAUCACACGUCUUGACUAAUCUGAAACAAAUAGUCCGUAUAUCUGAUUCUCUGAAGCUUUUUGCCUCUUAUUUCAUUGAUGAGGCAUUGCUGGAACUUCUUGGUAAAAAAAUCAUGUUGGAGUGGCUCAUGGUCACGUACUAUGGAAAUACUUUGAAAGCAGAUACACUUCAUUCUAUUUUAAAUCUUAAAUAUUUACGAGAACUGGCUAUCUCUCUUCAACAACGGAAUCGAUACAACAAACGCAAAAUUUGGUUACUCACCUUAUCAGAGACUGCUGAUUUUAUCCUAGCUUUGGUGGAGAAUCUUAAAGGACUCGUGACAUUGUGCCUCGAUGCUUUUUACAAUGUGACGGAUGAUGGAUUCAUGGCUCUCUCAUCGUUACCGAAGCUCAGGAACUUGAGUGUGGCUGAGGCAGAAGGAGUUACAGAUAAAUUUUUGUAUCUCUUCUCUCACCUCGAUGUGCUGUGCGUGGCUGGAUGCAGCCUCUUUGAUGAUGGCGUUGUUGAAUUACUCCAGAGAUCAACAACAAUGCGAGUGCUCAACAUCUCCGGAACUCCCAUCACCGACAAAACUCUCGUUGCCGCUGUGAGAGAAACCAAAAAACGUCGCAAUGGAAUUCGUUUGACUCUUCGUGCUCUUCGCACUAAACUUUCCCCUUUACGAGUCAUUCAAGAUUCACCUUUUUUGCAUCUUGAAUGGUAAUUGAUUUUCUAUUUAAAUGUCAGUCAAUAGAUGUGGCUUUCAUUUAUAAUUAUAUUUUAUAUAACGACCAGACAGAAUAUAUUUUAAAAUCUGAUUUUUCAUCGUCAGAUGUAAUCACUUGGAAUUAAUGCAAAUACAGAAAGUGUCUCAUAUAA
Fopius arisanus is the source of this 1545-nucleotide messenger RNA. RefSeq lists its product as uncharacterized. NCBI's taxonomy places the organism in Eukaryota, Metazoa, Arthropoda, Insecta, Hymenoptera, Braconidae. The record is from RefSeq and is a predicted model, not a curated record. Gene Ontology annotation, molecular function: protein binding. The transcript has 2 exons. Bases 134 to 1390 code for a protein of 418 amino acids.